GAGACUCCGGUGACUUGUGCGUAACGCGGAUCGUUGCAGAGAUCCGCGCGGAGGUGAAUCAGAGACGCGCACAGAGAGAGAGAUAAAGACGCAGGAGAGCGCAGCACUUAUUACACAAGUGUCCUCCGUGUCCAAAGUCAAGUGAGCCUGCGAGACCAGCUCAGCCACUGCCACGAACAAAAGAGGAAGCCGAGACUCACACGCGCGCGUUUGACUGCGAGGACGCGGACCGGCUAUGGACAGGAGGAUGAACUUGAGCGGAGGCGCAGGGGACAUUUUUCACAAAACUCUCAGCGCAGUGUCCACGAAAAAAAUGGACCCGUACAGACCGGCCGGCAUGGAGCUGCCAGCCAGAGACCGACAGUCGCCGAUCAGCUGUUUUGACCAGACCGAUUCAGACCCGAUUCAGCCGGGAGGGCUGGCAGGGGGCAGAGGGGGACCGCUCGGUCUGCCGACCGGAUCUUUGUGCGUAAAGUACGGAGAGAGCGCCAACAGGACCUCUGCGGCGGAGAGCAGCGGAGGGGAGCAGAGCCCUGAUGACGACAGCGACGGCAGGUGUGACAUGGUCCUUCUGACCGACGGGAGGACGGUGGCCGCGGGGAAAGUGGACGGAGGUAAGAAAACCAAAGAGCAGAAAUUACUGAGGCUAAAUAUCAACGCCAGGGAGAGACGACGCAUGCACGACCUGAACGACGCCCUGGACGAGCUCAGAGCGGUCAUCCCCUACGCGCACAGCCCGUCCGUGCGCAAACUCUCCAAAAUCGCCACUUUGCUGCUCGCCAAAAACUACAUCCUCAUGCAGGCGCAGGCGCUGGAGGAGAUGAGGAGGCUCGUGGCGUAUCUCAACCAGGGCCAAGCCAUCUCCGCCGCCUCCAUACCGGCCACCACCGCCCUCGCAGCCCCCGGUUUAAGCGCGUACGAGCAGCCGCCUGGAUACCCGUUCCCCACCGGAGUGGCAGCGUCCUCCUGCCCCGAUAAAUGUGCCCUAUUCAACAACGCCACCUCCAACCUGUGCAAACAGUGCACUGACAAGCCUUAAACUGCACAGCGCAAAGACGCACGACAACUUCUGAGAAGAGUCGGAGAGGAAAACCUGCGGUUGAAGUCAGUAGGGUGUAGAGACAAAGCAGUAACGCCGAUUAAUACUUUUAUAUUUACAAAAAAUGCAUUCAAACGCGCAUUUUUUUAAACAAUACUUGAUUGUGUAAAUAAAUCAUCCUUAAAGUGCUGUAUGAAUGGCAGUGAAGACCAAACAGUUCUGUAGGCC
Molecule: messenger RNA, 1267 nt
Organism: Thalassophryne amazonica
Lineage: Eukaryota; Metazoa; Chordata; Actinopteri; Batrachoidiformes; Batrachoididae
Gene: bhlhe22
Product: basic helix-loop-helix family, member e22
Exons: 1
Coding region: 236-1039 (267 amino acids)
Molecular function (GO): protein dimerization activity
Source: RefSeq, a predicted model, not a curated record